This is a messenger RNA of Nipponia nippon (crested ibis), 831 nucleotides long. The record is from RefSeq and is a predicted model, not a curated record. NCBI's taxonomy places the organism in Eukaryota, Metazoa, Chordata, Aves, Pelecaniformes, Threskiornithidae.
AUGUUGCUCUUCAUCUUGCUUUCGCUCUUCAAUUUCAACCCGUCUCUGAGCUUAAAAAUUUGCUCCUUCAAUGUGAGGUCUUUCGGAGAAACAAAAAUAGCCAGACCUGAAGUCGUCGAUGCCGUGGUAAAGAUCAUUUCUCGCUGUGACAUCAUGCUGCUGAUGGAAAUAAAGGACAACAAGAACCGGGUUUGUCCUCUCCUGGUGGAGAAGCUCACCAGGCGACAUCUGGUAUCGGUGAAACAAACCUACCAGUACCCUGACACCCAGCCUGGGGACGAGGAUGCCUUCUCCAGAGAGCCCUUUGCCGUCUGGUUCCGGUCUCCAAAAACCGCUGUCAAAGAGUUUGCUAUAAUCCCUCUGCACACCACGCCGGAGACAGCAGUACGGGAGAUUGAUGAGCUCUAUGAUGUGUAUUUAGAUUUAAAACAGCGCUGGAAAACUGAGAACUUCAUCUUCCUGGGGGACUUCAAUGCUGGAUGUAGCUACGUUCCCCAAAAGCAGUGGAAGAACAUCCGGCUGAGGACUGACUCUGAAUUUGUCUGGCUCAUCGGCGACAGAAAUGACACGACGGUGAAGAGAAGCACAAGCUGCCCGUAUGACAGGAUCGUGGUCAGUGGGCAGAAGCUCAUCCACGCCAUCACGCCACACUCCGUCAAUAUCUUUGAUUUCCAGGAGGACUUUCAGAUGACGGAGGAGCAGGCGCUGGGGGUGAGCGACCACUUCCCUGUAGAGUUUGAGUUAGAAAAAAAAGGUGGCUUCUUCAACUGGCUGAAAUCGCAGUUUACAAAGAAGAGGAGACCAAGAAAGAGCCGCGGCUCGAGCUCAUGA